Messenger RNA from Naegleria fowleri, 1473 nucleotides. RefSeq lists its product as uncharacterized. Gene Ontology annotation, molecular function: transcription coactivator activity. The record is from RefSeq and is a predicted model, not a curated record. Lineage: Eukaryota; Heterolobosea; Eutetramitea; Acrasida; Naegleriidae. Gene Ontology annotation, biological process: regulation of transcription by RNA polymerase II. The transcript has a single exon. Gene Ontology annotation, cellular component: mediator complex. The coding region runs from base 1 to 1473 and encodes 490 amino acids.
AUGGCAGCCUUGUUCGGGUCCAAUUAUUCCCGACAGGUCGAGGCUACUGGCUCUUCUCAAUAUUUCGGUUAUGAACAGCAACAACAACGUCCAGUAUCUUCUCAAAGAUCUCCUCAACAAUCACAAUCGCAAACGCAGCCUCAUCAGUAUCAUUAUGCUUCCUCUCACCCACAGCUGCAACCACAACAACCACAACAACAAAUACAGAGUUCUAUGAUCAUGGUUAACAAUAAUUACCCAAAGGUUCCUCCUACUAAUAACGGGAUGAUGAUGAAUCAGCCACCACCGAAUCAACUCGUCCAUGAUCAGGUAAGCCUUGAAACAUCGAAAUCACAACCUCAACCACUGGCCCAGGGCAUGAUGAUGAACGAGCCUUCUGCUCCUCCUUCUUCUCUUUCCACGACUUGUCCAUUGUUAUUGAACAAUGAUGGCACAAGUGAAAUAGCUCAACAAUAUCCCAUCAGCGCAACAACAACACCUGUUCAUUCAACUUCAGAGGAGAAGGAAUAUUCUAAAAAAGAACAGAAUUGUCAAGGGAAAAAUUAUCAACUGCCACCAUCUCACUCCAUUUCGAAUAGUGGAUUCCAAAAUCAAUUAAUUGAUCAACAACCGUCACUAUCCACUAUUCCUCCUUCUCACCAGAACCACGCAUUAAUGAAUAAUUAUCCUCUUCCUUCUCAACCAUCUCAUCAUCAACCACGCUUUUCACAACAACCUCAAACGCACUCUCAACCACCAUUCACUUUCACUCCUCAAUCCUCCACAACAUCUUCUCAAAAUCCAUUCAUUCCACAACCUCAUGCAAGACCUGCCUUUGGUUAUGGAAACACUUCUUCACCCUUUGGAAUUAAAUAUUCCUACCAACAACAAGAAAGAAAUGGCAUUCGAGUCAAUUCCAGAGUUCCCACUGUGGGUAAAAUGUGGCCUCAUUGUCACGAAUAUUCUACGAAUAAUCUUUGUUUUCAAUUGCAAGAAUCCAAUUCAAAUAUCUUUGGAAUGAGUAUCAUUGUGGUAGUGGAAGGAAAGAUGAAUGACAAACCUCCUCCAAAUCAUACCAAUUACCUUGUAUUUAAUAAUCAACAAUUAAGGCUAGAGAAGAGAUCUUACCCUAAUGAUUGCUCGCCUUCUUCACCUCUCUCACGAUAUCUUUUAUUUGAACAUUGUAUUGUACCAUAUGAUUUGAUUCAAUCCUUUGAAGUUGAUAUUGGUGGUACACGAAUUAAUGGACAAGCAAGCUCCACAGUCGUGUGUGUCAUGACCAAUGGCACUCGUAUCCAACUAAACAAAGAAGAAUUUGAAACAGUGAACAUGUCGACUGAGAAGGCACACGUGCUCUUUCAGGCUCUAAAGUAUUGCUAUGAGAUGAUCGUUUUGAAUCAACAACAGCAGCAAGAACAAUCCCAACAACAAGUACAGAAUUUGCCGACCCAUUCAAACUCAAUGGAAACUCCUUCAAGUCAUCAUGAGCGUUAG